Molecule: messenger RNA, 1599 nt
Organism: Racocetra fulgida
Lineage: Eukaryota; Fungi; Glomeromycota; Glomeromycetes; Diversisporales; Gigasporaceae
Source: the annotation of a GenBank genome assembly
AUGUAUGAUGAAGAAAGCACAUCAAACAUUAAUAAUAAUCUAUCUACAGAAUGUCCCAUGGACUUGACUCAAGAUCAAACUAAUAUAAGUUUGCCAAACGUUUAUAAUAAUCCAUCAAUUGAAUGGUUUGCUGACUUUAUUCAAGGUGAUGAAGAUCAAACUAAUAAUAGUUUAUCUACAGAAUGGCCUAUGGACAUGACUCAAGAUCAAACUAAUAUAAAUUUGCCAAACGUUUAUAAUAAUCCAUUCAUAGAAUGGGCCUCGUGCUUUAGUCAAGAUCAAACUAAUAAUAAUCUACCUAUAGAAUGGUCUACUGACUUUACAAAUAAUAAUUCGUUUAUAGAAUGGAAUACUGGUUUUACUCAAUAUCAAAUUAAUACAAGUUUAUUAAAUAUUCAUAAUAAUUCGAUUAUAGAAUUGUCCGCAGGCAUUACUCGAAAUUAUGAGGAUCAAACUAAUCAUAAUCAAUCCAUGAACUUGACCACACGCUUUACUCAAGAUCAAACUAAUACAAGAUUGCUAAAUGUUUAUAAUACAGAAAUUAUUCAACAUCGUGAAGGACAAAUUAAUAAUUUACAACAACAUGAUACAAAAUCAGUUAAAAAGAAUGAACAUCCAGUUUCACUUAUUUCUAGACAUAAAAAAAGGAAAAUUUGUAAGAAAUAUAAUAACAUAAAGGUUUUAUAUGAUGAAAAUUCCAAUCAAUGUAGAGAUUGUUAUGGGGCCUCAUUAUGUGUUUUAAGUGGUAAUAAAUUAAUAGACGAUUUUAUCGAAUCAUCACAAACUUCUUAUGGAAGUUGCAAAUCUAAAUCAAAAUUAGAAUUUAUUCCAUAUGAACAAUUUACUAAUAUUGAAUACCUUGCUAAAGGAGGGUUUAGUGUGAUAUAUAAAGCAACAUGGGUUGAUGGACCUAUUACCCUUUGGAAAAAAUUAAGACUAUUACAUAGAAUUUCAGAAGGUCUUGAUUUAAUGGACUUACGUGAAAUGAUUCAUCAUGAUCUUCAUAGUGGGAAUAUUCUUAUUAAACAGGAUGGUUUUCCAACAAUUGCGGAUUUAGGAAUAAGUAAACCAAUAGAUGAUUCGUCAGAUAAUAAUGCAGUCUAUGGAGUUAUUCCAUAUGUUGCACCAGAGGUAUUAAAAGGAGAAAAGUUUACACAUGCUUCAGAUAUUUAUAGUUUUGCUAUGAUUAUUUGGGAGGUAAUAAGUGGUUGCAGGCCAUUUUCCGAUCGUAAACAUGAUGAAUUUCUUAUUUUGGAUAUUAUUAAUGGUCUUCGUCCAAAAAUUCCAAUUAACAUUCCACAAGAAUUAGUUGAUUUAAUGGAAAUAUGCUGGCAUCAAGAUCCAGAAAAAAGAAAAUUACAUAAGAGGUAUAAUUAUACACUUAAAAAAUAUGUAGAUUGGCUUAAAGAUCUUAUUAUGAAAGUCGAAAAAGGCGAAAUAAAGUUUCCAGAAAAUGAAAGUACAAAUAUUUUACAAACUAAAAUAAAUGAGCAAGCAAUUUAUUCUAGUCGAUCAUUAACUCCAUUAAUUAGUAAAGCAUUGAAUUUACAAACAGAUGAUGAUUCUAAAGCGAUUGAAUUUGAUAUAAACAAACUGUAG